Messenger RNA from Geodia barretti, 279 nucleotides. The record is from the annotation of a GenBank genome assembly. NCBI's taxonomy places the organism in Eukaryota, Metazoa, Porifera, Demospongiae, Tetractinellida, Geodiidae.
CCCGCCCAACCGGGACGCCCGCGACGCCAGGACUACGAGUACCGGCGCGGCGGCACCCGCAACAUCUUCCUGACCUGUGAGCCUUUGGCGGGCUGGCGCCACGUGGCGAUCACCGAACGGCGUACCAUGCAUGACUUCGCCCAUCAAAUGCAGUGGCUGGUGGAUGUAGCCUAUCCCCACGCUCCGGUGGUACGGGUGGUGCUUGACAAUCUGAACACCCACCGCAUGGCUUCUCUUUACGAGACCUUUCCGGCCGCUGAGGCUCGGCGCAUCGUGAAA